AAACAAGCGCGUAAUGUUAAGGGGAGCACAUCCUAAUGGCCACGCGAUGUAGCAAAAACCAAUUCAUCCAAUGAACUGUCCCUCCAAAACGAAACAUGUGUGCGCGUGCUUCAAAACACCGACUCUCUUUUCUUCCCAUUUAGAAGAAAACAAACGCCUGAUCCGCGGAAACCCGAACGUGCUGAUUAACAAUUUCCGUUCAUGUGUUCAGAUAAUACGACGCCGACUUUUCCUUCACCAUGGCAGUAGUACAUUAAACAACGAAAAAAAACUAAAACUGAAAUUGCAACAAACAUUGCAACCGAAGUUGCAACAAAAAGUGCAAACAAAAUUGCGAUUAAAAAAAUGCGUAACAAUUACGGCAACAUAUCUUACUGGGACGAGCGAUACACAAACGAAGAAGAGCAAUUUGACUGGCAUCAAAAAUGGUGUAGUGUAAAGCACAUUUUCUCAGAGCUGGACGUACGAAAUGACGCAAAAAUCUUGAAUGUCGGCUGUGGGACAUCAAGAUUCAGCGAAGAAAUGCUAGACAAUGGCUACACAGAUAUAACGAACAUCGAUGCAUCCGCCGUGUGCAUAAAUAAGAUGAAAGAAAUGUACAAGGACAAGCCGAAUUUAAAAUACAUACUAAUGAACGUGUGCGACAUGAAGGGAUUUAAAAAUGCAGAGUUUGACCUAAUCGUGGAUAAGGCCUGUCUAGACUCUGUGGUUUGCUCGGAAGAUUCCCUGAAAAACGUCGAGGAAAUGUUGUCCGAAGUAUCGCGCGUGUUAAAGCCCGAAGGCGUCUUUGUUGUCAUAUCGCAUGCGCAACCGACUUAUCGACUAGGGUAUUUGCAAAAGCAGGACUACAAGUGGAACGUCGCGGUGAAAACGGUUAAGCGGCCUAUGUUAGGGAUAGUGGGUAAGUUUGCGCUACUUGAACGAGUUAUUAAAGAUGGCAUGUAG
Molecule: messenger RNA, 945 nt
Organism: Plasmodium vivax (malaria parasite P. vivax)
Lineage: Eukaryota; Apicomplexa; Aconoidasida; Haemosporida; Plasmodiidae
Exons: 6
Coding region: 346-945 (199 amino acids)
Molecular function (GO): S-adenosylmethionine-dependent methyltransferase activity
Source: RefSeq, a predicted model, not a curated record